Molecule: messenger RNA, 1591 nt
Organism: Haliotis rufescens (red abalone)
Lineage: Eukaryota; Metazoa; Mollusca; Gastropoda; Lepetellida; Haliotidae
Product: charged multivesicular body protein 7-like
Exons: 10
Coding region: 132-1436 (434 amino acids)
Biological process (GO): late endosome to vacuole transport via multivesicular body sorting pathway; vesicle budding from membrane
Cellular component (GO): ESCRT III complex; cytoplasmic side of plasma membrane; multivesicular body
Source: RefSeq, a predicted model, not a curated record
AUACCGAUAGACAUUCACAAAUGAUAACAUUGCAAUGUGGUUGUUGGAAGCGAUGGAUUAAUUGACUGUUCUUGUGGUGAUAAGCCAUCUCUAAUGCGAUUAGAUGGUUACAUCAACCACUUAGCUUGAUUAUGUCAAGCGACAAGUUAUUCCUGCCUCCGGAAUGGAAGGACGGUCAGAAGAUGACAGUGUUGUUUGCUCCAUUCCGCGACAGAUCUCUUAAUCCGCAAUCAUGGGAUCGAAAGUUGAAAUUUUGGACUCACGUCAUCAGUGAAGACUGUCGACAGAAUAACCGUAUAAUUGUUGAUGUGAAGGAACUACAAAGUCGUUUUGUAAGAAAUGGGAAAAAACCUGGGUGUCUUGAUGUUGUUGGUGUUGAAAUGCAAAGGAGUGGCAAGUUACACAAAGUGUCCCAGUAUCAGAAAGCAGGGAGCUCAAGCUGGCUGGGGUGGGGCUUCAGCACGUUUGUGUGGAGGCCGAUGUCCUGGGGACUGAGUGCGGUGUGGAGGAAGUCGGAAGACAACUCGGAGCCACUGGUCCUGCAUCAGCUGCUGACAGAGAAGUGUAGUGAGCUGCUGUGUCUCCACUACGACACUGUGGAGCACGAGUCGACUGACAACCUAGUGGAACUGGGGGCUCUCCGCUCCAAGCAUGCAUCACUGGGCUUAUCGGAGAGGGAUUUCGACCUGGUUAUACAACAGCUAGCACUAGACAAGAAGGUGGUUGUCACACAAACCAUGGAGAGAGACACUGUUGUGAAGUUCUCAAAGAAGGGAGACAAGCGUGUUGGCCCUGUGAGCGAAGUGGAGCUCAAUGUCUUCAGGAUCCAGAAGGUGCAGCUGAACCUGGAGAAGCAGACGGAGGUUCUGUCCCAGCAGUGUGACAAACUGAGGAAUGAAGCCAAGCUUCACGUCAAGGAAGGAAAGAGGACCCUGGCCAUGCAGUCACUUCGCAGGAAGAAGCGGGUCGAGCAGACUCUGAAUCAGAAGAUGGCGUCCAUUGACCAGCUGCAUAACAUGAUGACAAAGAUUCAGGAUGCUGCUACAAAUGAAAUGAUACUGAAGGCGUAUGAUUCCGGGAUGUCCGCCAUCAAGUCUCUCAACCAGGAGACCCCUGCCGAGAAAGUGGAGAAUGUUGUCGACAACCUACAAGAUGCUCUGGAAGAUCAAGGGGAGAUAACUCAGUUGAUAUCCCAGGAUCUGUCAUCAAGUGAUGCCUCUGAGGACGGCCUUGAGAAGGAACUGAGUGACCUUCUGUUCGCUGACCAGCAGGCCAUGAAAGAGGAAGGUGACGACCUGGCGUCAGUGCUGGAAGGACUAGCCAUCCACGAUACAAUUCCAGACCUGCCAGAUGUGCCAAGUUUCUCCCCUUCUAAAGAAGAGACAAAACAACCAAGGGGGACAACUCUUCAGAAGCCCAUGGCAGCAACAAACUGACCCCAGUGCAAAACUUACUUUAGUGCUUUCAACAUACUUCACUGCUGCAUGUAGAGAGCUCUGCAUUUCAUUCACGCUACAUUCAAUCACACGGAAUUGUACCUAGUUCUUGUUCUACCAUGUACAUAACAGUUGUAAAGAAUAUUUUAAAACAU